This is a messenger RNA of Phalaenopsis equestris, 1601 nucleotides long. RefSeq names its product protein DETOXIFICATION 14-like. Gene Ontology annotation, cellular component: membrane. NCBI's taxonomy places the organism in Eukaryota, Viridiplantae, Streptophyta, Magnoliopsida, Asparagales, Orchidaceae. Gene Ontology annotation, molecular function: xenobiotic transmembrane transporter activity; antiporter activity. Gene Ontology annotation, biological process: xenobiotic detoxification by transmembrane export across the plasma membrane. The record is from RefSeq and is a predicted model, not a curated record. The coding region runs from base 17 to 1450 and encodes 477 amino acids. The transcript has 7 exons.
GAAAGAGUCGACGGAAAUGGAGGAGGGGCUUCUGGAGAGGGAGGAGGAGGGGACAGUGAAGGAAUGUUACGGGGAUUUUGCCUCCGAGGCGCGGAGGCUAGGUUAUCUCGCCGGGCCGAUGGUGGGGGUGACGCUAUCUCAAUACUCGGUUCAGGUAACCUCCUCGAUGAUGGUCGGGCAUCUCGGUGAGCUCGCCCUAUCCAGUUCGGCCAUUGCGACAUCCCUCGCCGGCGUCACAGGAUUCAGCCUUCUCGUGGGACUGGCUAGUGGCUUGGAUACUCUUUGCGGCCAAGCUUAUGGAGCAAGACAAUACAGAAAGCUUGGAAUCCAAACUUACAGAGCCAUCAUCUCCCUUAUAAUAGUCAGCCUCACUAUUUCUCUCCUUUGGGUCUCCAUGGGCAAGCUUCUCUCGCUCAUAGGCCAAGACCCCCUCAUAUCCCAAGAGGCUGGCAAAUAUAUUGUAUGGAUGAUCCCUGGCUUAUUUGCCAACAGCAUUGCUCAGCCGCUCUUGAAAUUUCUUCAAUCUCAAAGCCUAAUUCUUCCAAUGCUUCUGAGCUCACUGGCAACUCUUUGCAUCCACAUUCCUUUAUGUUGGACCAUGGUGUUCAAAACCGGAUUGGGCAAAAUUGGGGCGGCGCUUUCCAUAAGCAUUUCUUACUGGAUUAACGUAUUGAUUCUAGUGAUGUCCAUAAAGUACUCGGAGUCCUGCAAGAAAACUCGUGUGCCCCUCUCAAUGGAGGCGUUCAAGGGCAUUGAUGAGUUCUUGAAACUGGCAAUUCCCUCCGCAGUAAUGAUUUGCCUUGAAUGGUGGUCAUUCGAGCUGCUCGUCUUACUAUCCGGUCUCCUACCAAAUCCCAGACUUGAAACAUCAGUCCUUUCUAUUUGCCUUACAAGCAUUGCAACGCUCUACACCAUACCAAAUGGCCUUGGUGCUGCUGCAAGUACGCGAGUAUCGAAUGAACUGGGAGCUGGGAAUCCACAUGGAGCAAAUUUGGCUUUUCGUGUGGCGAUGUCGAUCACAAUCGUGCAGGCACUUGUGGUGAGUGUAACGAUGUUCGGCCUCCGUGGAAUCAUCGGAUAUGCUUACAGCGGGGAGCAUGAGGUUGUGGAUUAUGUUAGGGAGAUAUUUUCUCUUGUUUCCAUCUCAGUUAUCAUGGAUAGCUUCCAAGGAGUGUUGUCUGGAAUUGCUCGCGGAUGUGGAUGGCAACAUAUUGGAGCAUAUGUUAACCUUGGAGCAUACUAUCUCGUCGGAAUCCCAACCGCGGUCGUGUUGGGUUUUCUCCUCCACAUUGGAGGCAAGGGUCUAUGGAUUGGUAUACUAUCAGGAGCUAUUGUUCAAACCUUUCUUCUUGGAGUAAUAACAAUUUUUACUGAUUGGCAACAACAGGCAGUGUUGGCAAGGAAGAGAGUAUUUGAUGAGAGAUCUUCACUGGAGAGUGAUUUGAAAUGAGUUCAGUUCUCAAUUAUUUGUUUGAUUCAUCAUCCAUUUCACUCAUUUUUCAGCGUAGAAAAUGUGUGGCUGAGACUUGAAAUAAUCAUUUAUCUAUGCAGUUUAACAGUUGUGAUGUUUGUUUUAUAUUGAGUUGAAUCAAACAAAAGUA